AUGGGUUUGUUUGUACUCAAGUAUCAUUAUCAAGAUGAAGAUGCACCACAUGACCAUACUUUACCUCGUUUAACCCAUGAAGUGAGAGGUCCAGAACUAGUCCACGUUUCUGAAAAGAACUUAUCGCAGAUAGAAAAUGUCCAUGGAUAUGUUCUACAGUCGCACAUCUCGCCUCUGAAGGUCAACGGCACAGAGAUUGAAUAUGAAUUUGAAGAAAUUACAUUGGAAAGGGGCAAUUCUGGCCUGGGGUUCAGUAUUGCUGGAGGAACAGAUAACCCACAUAUUGGCGACGAUCCCGGAAUAUUUAUUACUAAGAUAAUACCAGGAGGAGCUGCUGCAGAGGAUGGAAGACUCAGGGUCAAUGAUUGCAUUUUGCGAGUGAAUGAGGCUGACGUAUCCGAAGUUUCACAUAGCAAAGCUGUUGAGGCGCUGAAGGAAGCUGGCUCCAUCGUACGUCUCUAUGUCCGUCGGAGGAGACCUAUUCUGGAGACUGUGGUGGAAAUUAAACUGUUCAAAGGACCCAAAGGUCUGGGAUUCAGCAUUGCCGGAGGCGUAGGAAACCAGCACAUCCCUGGGGACAACAGCAUCUAUGUCACAAAAAUUAUUGAUGGUGGAGCAGCCCAAAAGGAUGGACGGCUGCAAGUAGGGGACAGGCUUCUUAUGGUAAAUAAUUACAGUUUAGAAGAAGUAACACACGAAGAAGCAGUAGCAAUAUUGAAGAAUACAUCUGACGUAGUCUAUUUAAAAGUGGGGAAACCAACCACCAUCUAUAUGACCGACCCUUAUGGCCCUCCAGAUAUUACUCAUCCUUAUUCCCCACAAAUGGAAAACCACAUCCUGUCUUCAGGCAACAAUGACACUUUAGAAUACAAGACCUCGCUGGCUCCCAUCUCACCUGGAAGAUACUCACCUAUCCCAAAGCACAUGCUAGUGGAAGAUGACUACUCCAGUCAUUCCAGGCAUAGUUCUGUAACCCAGCCUCCCAUCGUGAAUAUCCAGAGGACCAUGUCAAUAGAAGGGGAACCUCGGAAGGUUGUCUUACAUAAGGGCUCAACGGGGCUUGGUUUUAAUAUUGUAGGAGGAGAAGACAGGGAAGGCAUCUUUGUGUCCUUCAUCCUAGCAGGUGGACCGGCUGACCUCAGUGGUGAACUGCAGAGAGGAGACCAAAUUUUGUCUGUCAACGGGAUUGAUCUUCGUGGUGCUACACAUGAACAAGCGGCCGCAGCCCUCAAAGGAGCAGGCCAGGUGGUGACCAUUAUAGCACAAUACCAGCCUGAAGAGUACGCUCGAUUUGAGGCUAAAAUCCAUGAUCUGCGCGAACAGAUGAUGAAUCACAGCAUGAGUUCCGGGUCAGGCUCCCUGCGAACCAAUCAAAAGCGUUCUCUCUAUGAAUGUGGCAAGCCCGAAACUCUUCCCCCUGCCCCCAUGACUGCCACAGAGAAAUCAUUCAAUGACAAGCGUAAAAAGAACUUCAUCUUUUCACGAAAAUUCCCAUUCUACAAGAGCAAGGAGAUGUGUGAUCAGGACACCAGUGACCCGGAACGAGGACAAGAGGACUGCAUUCUCUCCUAUGAACCGGUUACACGGCAGGAAAUUAAUUACACCAGGCCAGUUAUUAUCCUUGGCCCAAUGAAAGAUCGGAUAAAUGAUGAUUUGAUAUCUGAGUUCCCUGACAAAUUUGGCUCCUGCGUCCCACAUACCACUCGACCGAGGCGCGAUUAUGAAGUGGAUGGUAGAGAUUACCACUUCGUCAUCUCCAGAGAACAAAUGGAAAAGGACAUUCAAGAGCACAAAUUCAUCGAAGCUGGCCAAUACAACGAUAAUCUGUAUGGAACAAGUGUGCAGUCUGUGCGAUUUGUAGCCGAAAGGGGCAAGCACUGUAUCCUUGAUGUAUCAGGAAAUGCAAUUAAACGACUUCAAGUUGCGCAACUGUACCCUAUUGCAAUCUUCAUUAAGCCUAGAUCGUGGGAGCCUUUGAUGGAAAUGAAUAAACGUCUCACGGAGGAACAGGCCAAGAAAACGUAUGACCGCGCCAUGAAAUUAGAACAAGAAUUUGGAGAAUAUUUUACAGCAAUUGUACAAGGAGAUACCUUAGAAGAUAUAUAUAACCAAACCAAACUUGUGAUUGAAGAACAAUCGGAUUCCUUCAUCUGGAUUCCUUCCAAGGAAAAACUAUAAAGUCACCGAUCCACACCUCUGAUCACAACGGAGAAGUAUUUAGAAGAAAAUUUAAUCCUAACUUAUUUGGAAGCUUCGGGGCGGGCUGUGGGGGAAAAAAGUUACUUUCACGUUUCUUGCUGUCAAUGUGAUUAUUAUUAUUCUUAUUUUCUGAACAUACAACACAAACUGUCGGAAGCCAUGAAGGACACUGAUUUGGUCAUAAAAGGGGAAGAAAAGAAAAAAAGAAAGAAAGAACAAUUUUUUUAAAAAGAAAAAAAAAACAAGUCUGCCAUAUUAAAUCUCUCUUCACACACACACAUGCAUACACAUACACUCAGGCACAUAUACACACAGCACAAACUGUUCUGUGUGCUCACCACACAGCUUUAUAAGGAUGAACCCGGAGGCAGAUAUGACCAGUCCACUGCCUCCCUUCCAGCCUGUAAUGGCUCAGCUCAGUGUGCUUCUCGGUGGUUGAAAACCCAAAAAUCUCCUGGGUGUCUUAAUCCUACAGGAUGUAUCCUUUGAGUAAAGCGGAUGUGGACACAAGUCCUACCUAACACAUCGCCGGAGGAAGAGCUGAACGGCCUACGGCUUUGCUGAAUCUCAUCCAUAAGCCACCGAACUCUGCUGAGACCUUGAAUGCUUUUAUUAUGAUUAUUAUUAAUUUUCCCAGAUGUUGGAUCAGAGAUUUCCUUUGAUCAUAGGUACAUCUGUAUUUGCAGCACCUCGACUUUCAUAUAACUAUGCAUAUCUCUCCUCCCCACCCCUCCUCCCCAUCCCAAUCCUAUCUGGAGCAUAAUUUCUCCCCCUCUCAACUUCCAAUCCCACCGUUGCAUCUGGAUCUUAAUCAUUCAAUGAGAUUUGAUGGGAAGGAAAGCUUUCGUAUUGAAGUGCAUGUUCCCACGAACACUCAAGAUUCAGGGUACUUAAAACUUGACCAAGAAGAGGGGUACAAUGUGGGGGGGAGGGAGAAAGCUUUACAUUUUAUUUUAAUUAUAUCUAUAUUAUCAUUUAUAUGAAGAUAGAAGGCACUUAAAAGAUGGAAUAAUUUAUUUAAAAAAAAUCUAUAUUGAUGUAUAGGCGCUAAUUUCUAAAGGUAACAAAAUAUUUUGUGAGACUUUUGUAAAGAUUAAGUUCAUUGAAAGGUGAAUUACAUUGCACCUGGGUGGGCAGGAGAAUGCAAAAGGUGAAUUUUCAAUUUGCACUAUUUCAUUCUUUCUUUUUUCCCCAGUAGAUUUCUUAAGAAUUUUGACUUCUAUAUGUUCGUCCUCUUUGUUUGAAUUUAGGAAUUUAGGUCUCAUGUAUUCCUAUUUUAUUUUAGAUAAGAAAAAUUUACUUUGCAUAAUACACCCAAAAUGCACUUAGUACAAAAGGAAAAUAUUAUAUAUCUCUUUGUUAAAAAGAGUCCCACCUCACCCUCAUUUCCCUCACUCCCAUAAAUAAACU
Messenger RNA from Notechis scutatus (mainland tiger snake), 3609 nucleotides. The record is from RefSeq and is a predicted model, not a curated record. NCBI's taxonomy places the organism in Eukaryota, Metazoa, Chordata, Lepidosauria, Squamata, Elapidae.